Molecule: messenger RNA, 1608 nt
Organism: Lathyrus sativus (Indian pea)
Lineage: Eukaryota; Viridiplantae; Streptophyta; Magnoliopsida; Fabales; Fabaceae
Source: the annotation of a GenBank genome assembly
AUGUCUGAAGCCGAAGAGUCCUCUUCCUACCCUCCCAUAGAUCCGGUGAACUUUGAUCUAAUCAUCGUCGGCACUGGCCUUUCCGAAUCGAUCAUCUCCGCUGCCGCAUCGGCCGUCGGAAAAACCGUCCUCCACCUCGACCCUAAUUCCUUCUACGGCAGCAAUUUUGCUUCUCUCUCUCUAGAAGAAAUCACCUCUUACCUCAAUUCCCCUCUCAAAUCCAUCACCGCCGCCGCAUCAUCAAGCGAUUCCGACUAUGCCGUCAUAAACCUCAUCCAGCAACCUCUUGUAUCCGACGCAGAGAUCAUUUCGUGCGAUUCUGUUGACGAAUCCACGUUUCUUCUAGAAAAUUCGAGAAAGUUCAACCUCGAUUUGGGAGGACCCAGGGCACUGUUCAGCGCGGACAAAACAAUCGACCUAUUGUUGAAAUCAGGUGCUGCACAGUACUUGGAGUUCAAAGGCAUCGACACGAGUCUCGUGUACAACGCAAAAGAGGGUUUGGUUAAUGUGCCAGAUUCACGUGGGGCCAUUUUUAGAGACAAGAAACUUUCGCUUAAGGAAAAAAACCAAUUGAUGAAGUUCUUCAAGCUUGUUCAGCAACACUUGGGUGAUAAUGAGGAUGGAAUGAUUUCAGAGGAAGACAUGGAGAGUCCUUUUGUUAGUUUCUUGGAGAAAACCGGGUUGCCGCCAAAGAUAAAAGCGAUUCUUUUGUAUGCUAUAGCCAUGGUAGAUUUUGAUCAAGAAAAUGGCGAGGUUUGUAAAGACUUACUUACAACAAAAGAUGGCAUAGAUCGUUUAGCUCAAUACAGCUCAUCUGUUGGAAGGUUUCCCAGUGCACCGGGGGCUUUGAUUUAUCCUAUUUAUGGUGAAGGAGAACUACCACAAGGUUUUUGUCGUCGUGCUGCCGUCAAAGGUUGCAUUUAUGUUCUUCGGAUGCCGGUUAUUUCUCUGCUUAUGGAUAAGGUUACUGAGUCGUAUAAAGGUGUUAGAUUAGCUUCGGGUCAGGAAUUAUAUAGUCAUCAGCUAAUCUUAGAUCCAUCCUUCACAAUUCCAUCAACACAGUCGUUGUCUCCUAAAGGAAUGGUGGCAAGGGGAAUAUGCAUCACAAGGAGUUCCAUAAAGCCAGAUGUGUCAAAUUGCUCCGUGGUGUAUCCUCCUAGAUCUCUAUAUCCUGAUCAGGUUACAUCAGUCAGAGCUCUUCAGAUAGGAUCGAAUCUCGCAGUUUGUCCUGCGGGCACCUUUGUUUUAUAUUUUUCCACUUUGUGCAAUGAUGCCGAUGAAGGAAAGAAGUUACUAAAAGCAUCCAUGAAGGCCCUUCUUACAUUGCCUGUAUCUGGAAACACAGAAACCAUUGUUCAAAGUGACAGUGAAGAUAAAAAAGCCGUUGUGCUCUGGAGUGCAAUUUAUGUUCAAAAAUUAACUAUGGGUAAAUUUGAAGCUAUCAGUUCCACUCCAACACCAGAUGGAAAUCUAAACUACAAUGACCUUGUAGAUGCAACUGAGAAGCUAUUUAGUCAAAUGUACCCUGAUGAAGAAUUCUUUCCAAAGACGACAUCCCCUGAAGAUUCCACGGACGACGACGAUAAUGGGAUAAUUAUGGAGAGCUAA